This is a messenger RNA of Loa loa (African eye worm), 1042 nucleotides long. Its product is annotated as COL5A1 protein. The record is from RefSeq and is a predicted model, not a curated record. Gene Ontology annotation, molecular function: structural constituent of cuticle. The transcript has 3 exons. Bases 9 to 1004 code for a protein of 331 amino acids. Lineage: Eukaryota; Metazoa; Nematoda; Chromadorea; Rhabditida; Onchocercidae.
UUGCAGUGAUGAGGCCUCAUUUGGAUGAUGAUGAUGAUGCAUCACAUUAUAAGAAAAGGCAACAAGAAGCUGAAAAUCUUCGAAAAGUUGCAUUUUAUGGUGUAGCAUUAUCAACAAUUGCAUCAUUUAUAUGCGCACUUUCCGUACCAAUGUUUUAUAAUUAUUUACAACAUGUACAAUCUGUUAUGCAAAAUGAAGUUGAUUUUUGCAAAUCACGUUCAAGCAAUAUUUGGCGUGAGGUAACACGUACACAGGUACUGUCAAAAGUAAACGGCGAAUUACGGAUCCGUAGGCAAGCCGGUUAUGAAUUCUCAAACAGUGAGGCCGUACAUGGUGGCGCUGGGGUCAGCGGUAGUGCCAUAUCAAGGUUUGGUGGAGUCGCGGGAGCACCUUCUGCACCUGGUGGUGGCUGCUGUGGUUGUGGCGUAUCACCACCCGGACCACCCGGUGAGCCCGGACCAGAUGGAAGUGAUGGUAAAGAUGGUGAACAAGGACCACCAGGAAGAGAUGGAGAGGAUGCACCUCAGGCGCCACCUAAGCCACCACAAGUUGAAUGGUGUUUCGAGUGUCCGGAUACACCAGCUGGUCCAGCAGGAAAUCCAGGACCGAAGGGUCCACGAGGUAAACCUGGUCCUCCUGGAAAAGAUUCAGAUGGUGGCAGUAGAGGACCACCAGGACCACCAGGUGAUUCAGGGCCAAGUGGUGCACCAGGUGAACCAGGUCCAAAAGGACCACCAGGAUUGCCUGGAACUGUAGUCGAAAAAUCCCUUCCCCCAGGUCCACCAGGUCCACCAGGAUCACCUGGUCAACCUGGACCGCAAGGACCGCCUGGAUCAAAAGGAAAUCCUGGACAAGAUGGACCAUCAGGACCCGAAGGAGACGCAGGAAAGGAUGGAACACCUGGAAAACCAGGCAGCGAUGGAACAACUGGACCUCAGGGAGAACGUGGAUCAACCGGUUCAUGCGAUCAUUGCCCACCACCACGAACAGCACCUGGAUACUAAGAUACUAUUCGAUAAUAUGCUGCACCGAUGAUCUUUGC